Messenger RNA from Trichoderma atroviride IMI 206040, 594 nucleotides. RefSeq lists its product as uncharacterized. NCBI's taxonomy places the organism in Eukaryota, Fungi, Ascomycota, Sordariomycetes, Hypocreales, Hypocreaceae. Gene Ontology annotation, biological process: peptidyl-proline hydroxylation to 4-hydroxy-L-proline. Gene Ontology annotation, molecular function: procollagen-proline 4-dioxygenase activity; iron ion binding; L-ascorbic acid binding. The record is from RefSeq and is a predicted model, not a curated record. Gene Ontology annotation, cellular component: endoplasmic reticulum.
AUGCUAACAAAACGCCAUAGCCAAGGCCAUUUCAAGCACUCUGCGGUCCUCAAGAGUGGAAACUCGGCAAUUCACUCUGUCCGCACUUCGCAGUCAACCACCGUCGACAGAGAUGCCGUGGUGCGGUGCAUCGAGGCACGAGCCCUCGACUUCCAGGGCUUUGACGUGCCGGAAUCACACCUCGAGCCCAUCCAGCUCGUCAAGUACGCAGUCACCGAGCGGUACCAUUUUCACACGGACUGGUUCACGAACCCAGCCCACGCCACGGCGUCUCACGGCGGGAAUCGCAUCAGCUCCUUUUUCGGGUACGUCAAGGCAGACAACGUGACGGGCGGAGGCACCAACUUCCCGAUUCUGGAUGCGCCGCGGGAUGAAAGAUGGUGCAACUUCAUCGACUGCGACGAAGAGUACGACUCGGGCGUCACGUUUAGGCCCAUUGAGGGCAACGUCGUCUACUGGGAGAACUUGCUGGCGGAUGGGAGAGGAGACCAGAGGACGCUGCAUGCGGGACUGCCGGUGGUCAGCGGGGAGAAGAUUGGGAUGAAUAUCUGGACGAGGCAGAUGCCACUGCCUGCGGAUGUUCGCGGGAGUUAG